Messenger RNA from Colletotrichum phormii, 690 nucleotides. RefSeq lists its product as uncharacterized. NCBI's taxonomy places the organism in Eukaryota, Fungi, Ascomycota, Sordariomycetes, Glomerellales, Glomerellaceae. The annotation marks the transcript as partial. The transcript is spliced from 5 exons. The record is from RefSeq and is a predicted model, not a curated record.
GCGUGAUCAGGCUGCGGCUUGAUAAGCCGGCAAGAAUCCUCGUAAGCCUGUAACCCCUCUCGUACGGCUGGGUCGUCCCCUCGCACAUUUAUCCCUCUUGGUCCACUUCUCCCUCGUCGCUUACCCUGGAUCCCAUAUCAUCUAUCUGAGUUUACGCUAGUUUUCAGUCGUUGGUGUUGAUGUUGUAAGGAUGAGGCGCUUCUUCCGAAAAAACCGGCACAAAGACCGCGACAAAGCCGAAGCCCGGCCUCGAGAAGCUCCACAAGCGGAAAGCUCCACAACCCCGACCGCCGUGCCUCAGCCGACUGCGUCGACGAGCAAACAAACAAUGGUUUCCACCGCGGCAGUUGCGUCAAAUUCAAGCUCAGGUUAUCCAACAGGCAUUAACCUGUUACAUGAUCCGGCUGAAGAAAGAGCCGUAGUUGACAUCGUCUUCGUCCACGGGCUCAAAGGCCACCGCGAGAAAACUUGGACUGCCGAAAAAUCGUCUCAACCUUGGCCCAAGGCACUACUCCCAUCCGAAAUACCAAAUGCUCGAGUUCUGGCAUAUGGAUACGAUGCAGAUGUGGCUAAGGAAAUUUCCGAGACCGAACUGAAAGCUCUGCACGACCUAUCAUAUUUGUCUGCCAUAGUUUAGGAGGACUAGUCUGUCAAGCUGCUCUUGCCCAGCGCAGCAUCCCAUCCAAGCCG